Lontra canadensis (Northern American river otter) is the source of this 7330-nucleotide messenger RNA. RefSeq names its product CDC42 binding protein kinase alpha (gene CDC42BPA). Gene Ontology annotation, cellular component: cytoskeleton; actomyosin; cytoplasm. Gene Ontology annotation, biological process: peptidyl-threonine phosphorylation; actomyosin structure organization. Gene Ontology annotation, molecular function: ATP binding; protein serine/threonine kinase activity. NCBI's taxonomy places the organism in Eukaryota, Metazoa, Chordata, Mammalia, Carnivora, Mustelidae. The record is from RefSeq and is a predicted model, not a curated record. The transcript is spliced from 40 exons. Bases 1176 to 6713 code for a protein of 1845 amino acids.
AGGCGGGGGAGGGGUGGGACGGAGAGGAAGGGAGUGGCUGCGAGCCCGGCUGCCGCAGCCUCUGCUCGCCUCAGCGGCGGCACCCACCCCUCCUCCUGCGCCUCGUCGGGGAAAGAUGCCCUUAGCCCCGGGGCGUGAAGAAGGGGGAGAAGGAGCCGCCAGCGUCCUCUGAAUCCGGACCCCCCCAACCCCCCGCCCGCCCCGCGCCAGGGCGUCGGGAGCCUGGGGCGGUCGAGGGGGGAGAGCGGCUGUCCGCCCGGCGCGGCACAGGCCCCCGGCCGGCGACCCCCGCCAUGGGGCGGGCGCGGGCGGCCGAGUAGCCGCAGCCCCCCGGAGCCGGGGCGAGCGCCGCCGCAGCCCGCGCUCCCGUCCCGGCCGCGCCGCGCGUCAGGCCCCGGCAGACGCUGCGAGGGAGAUGAGGAGUUUCGACCGGAAUCCGCGGGAGAGACGACUCGCCGCGGAGCCGUGAGGAGGAGGACGCCGGGAGGAGAAAGGAAGAGCGUCCUCCGGGCGGGACCGGGCGGGCGGCGAGCCGAGGGGCUGCCUCGGGGACCUCGCCCCCUCCCCGCCGCCGCCACCGCCGCGCCGCCGCCGCCGGGGCGCUCUCCCAGCGGCGGGCGGCAGCCUUUGCAGCAGCGCCGAGCUUUUCCCUCCCCCAUGUACCUUCUGGGGCUUUCCUCCCUUUUCCGUCUUCCUCCUUCCCGGGAAGUGAAUUGCUGAUGCGGAUCGGACCCGAUUCAUUAAUGAUGCAGCCGGAUUCGUUGCGGGAUUGUGUUGCACGAGCUGAAUUUUGAAUGAAGGAGAAGAGUUGUAUUUUGUUUUCUUCUUCUUCUUUUUUAAAAAGAAGUCCUGACUCUUUGGUUCGCUGUACUUUUAAUUAUUAUUUUAUUUAAAUAUACGACUUAAUUGUAUUAUUCUUUUUAAGAUGUUUUAGAGAUCUAUUUUAUGGUAACUUUCCCUCCCGAUACAUGCAUCUGUGCGGGAUCGAAGACGCUUCGGUGACGGGAGCUUCCUGGCGUGUCGGGGUGUCAUUCAGUACCUGCCGUGCACGACAGUGGUGUGCGGGACGAAGGGUUUAUUUUUAAAAACCGCACCUUAUAAAACUUAGGAUCACAUACUCGAAGUGCAAACUGUAAUACUCACUGAAGGGAAGAGCGGCGGACCCCGAAGCAAACAUGUCCGGGGAAGUGCGUUUGAGGCAGUUGGAGCAGUUCAUUUUGGACGGGCCCGCUCAGACCAAUGGGCAAUGCUUCAGUGUGGAGACGCUGUUGGAUAUACUCAUCUGCCUUUAUGAUGAAUGCAAUAAUUCUCCGCUGCGAAGAGAGAAGAACAUUCUUGAAUACCUGGAAUGGGCCAAACCAUUUACUUCUAAAGUGAAACAGAUGCGCCUACAUAGAGAAGACUUUGAGAUACUGAAGGUGAUAGGUCGAGGAGCUUUUGGAGAGGUUGCUGUAGUGAAACUAAAAAAUGCAGAUAAGGUAUUUGCCAUGAAAAUAUUGAACAAAUGGGAAAUGCUGAAAAGAGCUGAGACAGCAUGUUUUCGUGAAGAAAGGGAUGUAUUAGUGAAUGGAGAUAAUAAAUGGAUUACAACUCUGCAUUAUGCUUUCCAGGAUGACAAUAACUUAUACCUGGUCAUGGAUUAUUAUGUUGGUGGGGAUUUGCUUACUCUGCUGAGCAAAUUUGAAGACAGAUUGCCUGAAGAUAUGGCUCGAUUUUACUUGGCUGAGAUGGUGAUAGCAAUCGAUUCCGUUCAUCAGCUGCACUAUGUGCACAGGGACAUCAAACCUGACAAUAUAUUGAUGGAUAUGAACGGACAUAUUCGAUUAGCAGAUUUUGGUUCUUGUCUGAAGCUGAUGGAAGAUGGAACGGUCCAGUCCUCAGUGGCUGUUGGAACUCCAGAUUAUAUCUCUCCUGAAAUCCUUCAAGCCAUGGAAGAUGGGAAAGGGAGAUAUGGACCUGAAUGUGACUGGUGGUCUCUGGGGGUCUGUAUGUACGAAAUGCUUUAUGGAGAAACACCGUUUUAUGCAGAAUCUCUGGUGGAGACAUAUGGAAAAAUCAUGAAUCAUAAAGAGAGGUUUCAGUUUCCAGCUCAAGUGACCGAUGUGUCUGAAAAUGCUAAGGAUCUUAUUCGAAGACUCAUUUGCAGCAGAGAGCACCGACUUGGUCAAAAUGGAAUAGAAGACUUUAAGAAACACCCUUUUUUCAAUGGAAUUGAUUGGGAUAAUAUUCGAAACUGUGAAGCACCUUAUAUUCCAGAAGUUAGUAGCCCAACAGAUACAUCGAAUUUUGAUGUGGAUGAUGAUUGUUUAAAGAAUUCUGAAACGAUGCCCCCACCCACACAUACUGCAUUUUCUGGCCACCACCUGCCAUUUGUUGGUUUCACAUAUACUAGUAGCUGCGUUCUCUCCGAUCGGAGCUGUUUACGGGUCACAGGCGGUCCCGCAUCCCUGGACCUUGACGUCAGUGUCCAGAGGACUCUCGACAACAAUCUGGCGACUGAGGCGUACGAGAGGAGGAUCAAACGCCUUGAACAGGAAAAACUUGAGCUGAGUAGAAAACUUCAAGAGUCAACACAGACUGUUCAAGCUCUACAGUAUUCAACUGCUGAUGGUCCGCUAACAGCAAGCAAAGAUUUAGAAAUAAAAACCUUAAAGGAAGAAAUUGAACAACUGAGGAAACAAGUAAGAGAAUCAAGUCACUUAGAACAACAGCUUGAGGAGGCCAACUCUGUGAGGAGAGAGCUAGAUGAUGCUUUUCGACAAAUCAAGGCUUAUGAAAAACAAAUCAAAACACUACAACAAGAAAGGGAAGAAUUAAACAAGGAACUAGUCCAGGCUAGUGAGCGAUUAAAAAACCAGUCCAAAGAGCUGAAAGACGCACACUGUCAGAGGAAACUGGCCAUGCAGGAGUUCAUGGAGAUCAAUGAGCGGCUAACAGAAUUGCACGCCCAAAAACAGAAACUUGCUCGCCAUGUCCGAGAUAAGGAAGAAGAGGUGGACCUGGUGAUGCAAAAAGUUGAAAGCUUAAGGCAAGAACUGCGCAGAACAGAGAGAGCCAAGAAAGAGCUGGAAGUUCAUACAGAAGCUGUAGCUGCUGAAGCAUCUAAAGACAGGAAACUGCGUGAACAGAGCGAGCACUAUUCCAAGCAACUGGAAAAUGAAUUGGAGGGACUAAAGCAAAAACAAAUUAGUUACUCACCAGGACUGUGCAGCAUAGAACAUCAGCAAGAGAUAACCAAACUAAAGACUGAUUUAGAAAAGAAAAGUAUCUUUUAUGAAGAAGAAUUGUCUAAAAGAGAAGGAAUACAUGCAAAUGAAAUUAAAAAUCUGAAGAAGGAGCUUCAUGAUUCAGAAGGCCAGCAACUUGCCCUCAACAAGGAAAUUAUGAUUUUGAAAGACAAAUUGGAAAAAAACAGGAGAGAGAGUCAAAGUGAAAGGGAAGAAUUUGAAAAUGAGUUCAAACAACAGUAUGAACGAGAAAAAGUAUUAUUAACUGAAGAAAAUAAAAAACUGACAAGUGAACUUGAUAAGCUCACAACUUUGUAUGAGAACUUAAGUAUGCGCAACCAGCAGUUAGAAGAAGAGGUAAAAGACCUAGCAGACAAGAAAGAAUCUGUUGCACAUUGGGAAGCCCAAAUCACAGAAAUAAUUCAGUGGGUCAGUGAUGAAAAGGAUGCACGAGGGUAUCUCCAGGCCUUAGCUUCUAAAAUGACUGAAGAGUUGGAAGCUUUGAGAAAUUCCAGCUUAGGUGCUCGAGCAACAGAUAUGCCCUGGAAAAUGCGUCGUUUUGCAAAAUUGGAUAUGUCAGCUAGACUGGAGUUGCAGUCAGCUCUGGAUGCGGAAAUAAGAGCUAAACAGGCCAUCCAAGAAGAGCUGAAUAAAGUUAAAGCAGCUAACAUCAUCACAGAAUGUAAACUAAAAGAUUCAGAGAAGAAGAACUUGGAGCUACUCUCAGAAAUCGAACAACUGAUAAAGGACACUGAAGAGCUUAGAUCUGAAAAGGGUAUAGAGCACCAAGACUCACAGCAUUCUUUCUUGGCAUUUUUGAAUACGCCUACCGAUGCUCUGGAUCAAUUUGAAGAUUCCUUUUCUUCUUCCUCAUCUUCACUGAUUGAUUUUUUGGAUGACCGCUCUCCGUCCUGUACUCCAGCUAGCAAAGGCAGACGUACCGAUCCCGUUGAGAGCACAUAUGUACGGAAUCCGAACGUCAAGGUUAACAUCCAGUCAAGGUCCACAUCUCCUUCCACUUCUAGUGAAGCUGAGCCAGUUAAGACUGUAGACAGUACUCCUCCUCCAGUUCACACACCAACCUUAAGGAAAAAGGCAUGUCCUGGUUCAACUGGCUUUCCAGCUAAGCGCAAGACCCAUCAGUUUUUUGUCAAAUCUUUCACUACCCCUACCAGAUGUCACCAGUGCACCUCUCUGAUGGUGGGUUUGAUAAGACAGGGCUGUUCCUGUGAAGUGUGUGGAUUCUCAUGUCAUAUAACUUGUGUGAACAAAGCUCCAACUGCUUGUCCAGUCCCGCCUGAGCAAACAAAAGGUCCUCUGGGGAUAGAUCCACAGAAGGGCAUAGGAACAGCAUACGAAGGUCAUGUCAGGAUCCCGAAGCCGGCUGGAGUGAAGAAAGGGUGGCAAAGAGCACUGGCUGUGGUUUGCGACUUUAAACUCUUCCUGUACGAUGUUGCUGAAGGAAAAGCCUCUCAGCCCAGUGUCGUGGUCAGUCAGGUGAUUGACAUGAGGGAUGAAGAAUUUUCUGUGAGUUCAGUCUUGGCUUCCGAUGUUAUUCAUGCAAGUCGGAAAGAUAUACCCUGUAUAUUCAGAGUCACGGCUUCCCAGCUCUCGGCGUCUGACAGCAGGUGUUCGGUCCUGAUGCUCGCGGAGAGUGAGAGCGAGAGGAGCAAGUGGGUGGGCGUGCUCAGCGAGCUGCACAAGAUUUUGAAGAAAAACAAAUUCAGAGACCGCUCAGUCUAUGUUCCCAAGGAGGCUUAUGACAGCACUCUGCCCCUCAUUAAAACAACCCAGGCGGCUGCCAUCAUAGAUCAUGAAAGGAUAGCUCUGGGCAAUGAAGAAGGGUUGUUUGUUGUUCACGUGACCAAAGAUGAAAUUAUUAGAGUUGGUGACAAUAAGAAGAUACAUCAGAUUGAACUCAUUCCAAAUGAUCAGCUCGUUGCUGUGAUCUCAGGACGAAAUCGUCACGUGCGACUUUUUCCCAUGUCAGCUUUUGACGGACGAGAGACUGAUUUUUAUAAGCUGGCAGAAACUAAAGGGUGUCAGUCCAUAACUUCUGGCAAAGUGUGCCAUGGAGCUCUCACGUGUCUGUGCGUGGCUAUGAAAAGGCAGGUCCUCUGUUACGAACUCUUUCAGAGCAAGACCCGUCACAGAAAAUUUAAGGAAAUUCAAGUCCCAUAUAACGUGCAGUGGAUGGCGAUCUUCAGUGAACAUCUCUGUGUGGGGUUCCAGUCGGGAUUCCUCAGAUACCCCUUGAACGGGGAAGGAAGUCCGUACAGUAUGCUCCAUUCAAAUGACCACACACUAUCAUUUAUUGCACAUCAGCCGAUGGAUGCCAUCUGCGCCGUUGAGAUCUCCAGUAAAGAGUAUCUGCUGUGUUUUAACAGCAUCGGGAUAUACACGGACUGCCAGGGCCGGAGAUCCAGACAGCAGGAGUUGAUGUGGCCAGCAAAUCCUUCCUCUUGUUGUUACAACGCACCGUAUCUCUCAGUGUAUAGUGAAAACGCAGUUGAUAUCUUCGAUGUGAACUCCAUGGAGUGGAUUCAGACUCUCCCACUCAAAAAGGUUCGACCCUUAAACAGUGAAGGAUCAUUAAACCUUUUAGGGUUGGAGACAAUUCGAUUAAUAUAUUUCAAAAAUAAGAUGGCAGAAGGGGAUGAACUGGUGGUUCCGGAAACAUCGGACAACAGUCGGAAGCAGAUGGUUAGAAACAUCAACAACAAGCGGCGCUUCUCCUUCAGGGUCCCGGAGGAGGAGAGGAUGCAGCAGAGGAGAGAGAUGCUACGAGAUCCAGAAAUGAGAAAUAAAUUAAUUUCUAACCCAACUAAUUUUAACCACAUAGCACACAUGGGCCCAGGAGAUGGGAUACAGAUCCUAAAAGACCUGCCUAUGCCAGGCUUCCCUUAUCCAUCCCCUCAUCAUCACUCCGGCCUGAUCUCCUCUCCGAUCAACUUUGAGCACAUCUAUCACAUGACUGUUAAUUCCGCUGAAAAAUUUCUCUCUCCUGAUUCCAUAAACCCUGAGUAUUCCCCGUCUCUGCGCUCUGUCCCUGGUACACCAAGCUUUAUGACUCUGAGGAACCCCCGGCCCCAGGAGAGCCGCGCGGUGUUCAGCGGCUCCGUCAGUAUUCCCUCCAUCACCAAAUCCCGCCCUGAGCCCGGCCGCUCCAUGAGCGCCAGCAGUGGCCUGUCAGCGAGGUCCUCUGCACAGAACGGCAGCGCGUUAAAGAGAGAAUUCUCCGGAGGAAGCUACAAUGCCAAGUGGCAGCCCAUGCCCUCCCCGUCAGAGGGCUCGUUGUCUUCUGGAGGCAUGGACCAGGGAAGUGACGCCCCGGCCAGGGACUUUGACGGAGAGGACUCGGAUUCCCCGAGGCACUCCACAGCUUCCAACAGCUCCAACCUGAGCAGCCCGCCCAGCCCAGUGUCGCCCCGGAAGACCAAGAGCCUCUCCUUGGAGAGCACCGACCGCGGGAGCUGGGACCCGUGAGUGGCUUCGGCGCUCAGAGCGGACGCCAGAGCAGCUUCUCCCUCUCGGCCCCUCCACUGCCCUGUCUCCACGUCCAUCCCCCGCCCCUGCCUGGAAGGCCCAGGGCCGGUGGCAGGAGCAGGGUGGGGGCUUGGGGACGCGGACGAUCGCACCUGCAGCCCCAGCUCCCUGCACCGCCCCCCCCAACUUAACAGCAGCAAUCAUCAAGGCAGACUUCCACUGAACAGCUUCGAUGAGUAUCGAUUCCAUUUCAUACACUCAGAGUCGCUUCCCAUCAUCGUGUCCCCCUCCCGAAGGUAGCUCGAGUAGACAGACCUCGCAGACGUGCGCGGGAAGAGCGUCAGGCAGACGGUUUCCACGGCAGAGUCUCGGCGCCCCGGGCAGCGUGCGGGUCCCCCCGCCGGCCUGCGCCCUCCUCCAGCGCCCACAGCCAAUGUCGACCUGAUCGUUGCCAGUAAAUCCUUAUUCACUAAAACAGUGCAUAUUUUACUACAAUACAGAGUUUAAAUAAGUACACAAAUGUAGAGGUUAAAUACUGAAUGUAUAUAGUAAAAAGAAGCAUCUUGUAUUCAGCAAAAGAUGGAUUCCUAUAUAAGAGAGAGAUCAUUUAAUUUAAA